Messenger RNA from Penicillium antarcticum, 1611 nucleotides. Its product is annotated as aminotransferase-like domain-containing protein. The record is from RefSeq and is a predicted model, not a curated record. The coding region runs from base 1 to 1611 and encodes 536 amino acids. Gene Ontology annotation, molecular function: L-2-aminoadipate:2-oxoglutarate transaminase activity; pyridoxal phosphate binding; aromatic-amino-acid:2-oxoglutarate transaminase activity. Gene Ontology annotation, biological process: aromatic amino acid catabolic process; L-tyrosine biosynthetic process. Lineage: Eukaryota; Fungi; Ascomycota; Eurotiomycetes; Eurotiales; Aspergillaceae. The transcript has 8 exons.
AUGAGUCCCCCGGCAUCUCUGGAUGUUGACCUCGUGGGCGUCACGGAUACCUCUGCCGUCCCUGUCCCCGAUCCCUUGACCGUCAAUGGCAUUCCUGCGUGGAGAGCGAAGACGGCUAAGAUGCCCACCGGCGUGGCCGCGGCAUGCAGCAGUGAUAUGUUUAAAAGCCCGAUCUGCUAUACCAAGCCCAAGGCUAAGCGUUUCGAUCACCGUUUCUCACUCGAAGCCAAGUCCCGCAAGGCUUCAACUUUGAAGACUGCCGCUCAGUACCUGAAGAACCCUGGCCUUAUCUCUCUCGGCGGUGGAUUGCCCUCGGCUGAAUACUUCCCCUUUGAGCACUUUGAUAUUAAGGUCCCCACACCCCCCGGGUUCUCCCCGGAGGCUACUCGCAAGUCUGGCACCGUGUUGCACGCUGGAAAGCAUGAUAUCCAAGACGGAAGCAGCACAUACGAUCUCGAAAUUGCGCUUAACUACGGCCAAGCCACCGGUGCUGCGCAAUUGCUCCGCUUUGUCACCGAGCACACCGAACUUAUUCACAAGCCUCUCUACUCCGACUGGCAGUGCACCCUCACAGCCGGUAGCACCUAUGCCUGGGAUACCGCUCUUCGCCUGCUCUGCGAGCGCGGCGACUACAUCAUCAUGGAAGAGUACACUUUCGCCAGCGCAGCCGAGACAGCAUUCCCCUUGGGCCUGAAGGCCGUAGGCGUUGCAAUGGAUGAGCAAGGUCUCAUUCCCGAGUCCAUGGACAACAUCCUCAGCAAUUGGGACGAGAAGGCCCGUGGUGCCCGCAAGCCAUUCGUACUGUACACAAUCCCAACAGGCCAGAACCCCACUGGUGCCACCCAGUCUGCCGAGCGUCGCCGAGCCGUCUAUAAGAUCGCCCAGAAGCACGACGUCAUUAUCGUCGAGGACGAGCCUUACUACUUCCUGCAGAUGCAGCCUUACGUCGGUGAGGAUGCCAAGCCCGUGCCUCCUCCUGCCACCCACGAGGACUUCAUCAACUCUCUCACUCCCUCUUACCUCAGCAUGGACGUUGACGGCCGUGUCAUCCGUCUCGAGUCUUUCUCCAAGGUCGUCUCGCCCGGCUCGCGAGUUGGCUGGAUCGUCGCCUCGGAGCAAAUCAUCGAGCGUUUCAUCCGUAACUUCGAGACUUCUUCGCAGAACCCUAGUGGUAUUUCUCAGAUUGCUCUCUUCAAGCUUCUGGACGAGCACUGGGGUCACUCCGGAUACCUGGAUUGGUUGAUCAAUCUGCGUAUGUCGUACACUGCUCGUCGUGAUUCGCUCGUUCACGCCUGCGAGAAGCACUUGCCCCGUGAAAUUGCCCACUGGGCUGCACCCGCGGCAGGCAUGUUCCACUGGAUCGAAGUCGACUGGCACAAGCACCCCGGCGUUAAAGCCGGCAAGACCCACGCCCAGAUCGAAGAGGAGAUCUUCCUAUCCGCUGUCGAAGCAGGCGUCCUCCUUUCCCGCGGUAGCUGGUUCAAGCCUGACCACGACACCGUCGAGGAGAAGAUGUUCUUCCGUGCGACAUUUGCUGCCGCCUCUUCGGAGAAGAUUGACGAGGCCAUUUCUCGCUUCGCUGGAUCUCUUCGUACUCAGUUCGCUCUGUAA